Molecule: messenger RNA, 2061 nt
Organism: Ostrea edulis (European flat oyster)
Lineage: Eukaryota; Metazoa; Mollusca; Bivalvia; Ostreida; Ostreidae
Product: exosome complex component RRP40-like
Exons: 4
Coding region: 81-791 (236 amino acids)
Biological process (GO): CUT catabolic process; U4 snRNA 3'-end processing; poly(A)-dependent snoRNA 3'-end processing
Cellular component (GO): nuclear exosome (RNase complex); cytoplasmic exosome (RNase complex)
Molecular function (GO): RNA binding
Source: RefSeq, a predicted model, not a curated record
AUCAAUACUAUACUUUUCUUGAAUCAUCCGAAGGUACUAAGUUUCAAGCACUUCCGUGAUCUUGAUGUAAUCAUAGCAGCAUGGUGGAAAAUAUUGGAAAAGUUGUGGUACCAGGCGAGAUUUUGACUGGUUUGCAGAAGUCAGAUUUAACAUCAAAAGUAAUUUUGGGCCCGGGAAUACGACAAGAGACAGAUUUAGUUGUUGUAUCAAAACCAGGUGUUUUGAAGUUCAAAGAACCAAAUAUUUAUUGGGUUGAUUGUUUUCAUAAAAGGUAUGUUCCACAAAGAGGAGACUCAGUAAUAGGUAUCAUAACUGCCAAAGCUGGUGAUGUCUUCCGUGUAGAUGUUGGUGCUAACGAACUGGCAACACUUUCCUAUUUGGCUUUUGAAGGAGCAACAAAAAGAAACAGGCCAGAUGUUAAAGUAGGUGAUAUAGUAUACUCUAAGUUUCUAGUUGCGAAUAAAGAUAUGGAACCCGAGCUGGUAUGUAUAGAUGGCCAUGGAAAAAGUGCAAGUCUUGGCAUCAUAGGACGAGAUGGAGGGAUGGUGGUACAGGUUCCAAUUGAUUUAAUUCGGAAAAUAUUAAGCCCAGACUGUGUUCUAUUUAAGUCACUUGGAAAGAGUUUAAAGUAUGAAGUUGCAGUUGGAAUGAAUGGACGCAUUUGGAUUAAGUGUCAUACUGUGAUGGAGACGAUAGUUGUGGCUAAUGCUAUCACAACAUCACAAUAUAUGACCAAUGAACAAAUACGGGACAUGUGUGGAAAAUUGACAGAUUCGCUUGCUGGAUUUUAGUGUUGCUUUACAAUGUUUGAAUCUCUGGCAGCUAGUCAUUUUCUGAAAAUUAAUUGGAAGAAAUUAUGUUAUUGAAUAGCAUGUUUUUAGCUCACCUGAGCUGAAAGCUCAAGUGAGCUUUUCUGAUUGCCUGUUGUCCAUCGUCUGUCCGUCUGUAAACUUUUUACAUUUUCGACUUCUUCUCCAGAAACACUGGGCCAAUUAUAACCAAACUUGGCCAUAAGCAUCCUUUGGUAAAGGGCUUUCAAGUUUGUUCAAAUGAAGGUCCAUGCCCCCUUCAAAGGGGAGAUAAUCACAAAAAUGCAAAAAUAAGGUGGAGUCAUUUAAAAAUCUUCUUCUCAAGGACCACUAGGCCAGAAGAGCUGAAAUUUACCUGAAAGCUUCCUGACAUAUUGCAGAUUAAAAUAAAAGUAAAAUCAUGGCCCCCGGGGGUAGUAUGGGACAAUAGGGGAUCAAAGUUUUACAUACAAAUAUAUAGGAAAAAUCUUUUUAAAAAAUUCUUCUGAAGAACCACUGAGCCAGAAAAGCCUGAGAUUUACAUGAAAACUUCCUUUCAAGUUUGUUAAACUCAUGACCCCUGGGGGUAGGAUGGGGCCACAAUAGGGGAUCAAAGUUUUACAUAACUAAUAAAUAGAGAAAAAAAUCUUUAAAAAUUUUCUCCUUAAGAACCAUUGGGCCAAAGAAGUUUAUAUUUGCACAAAAGCUUCAUGACAAAGUGCAGAUUCAAGUUUGUAAAAAUCAUGGUUCACGGAGAUAAGAUGGGCCCACAGUAAGGGAUUAAAAUUUUACAUACGAAGAUAUAGGAAAAAUCUUCUGAAAAAUCACUGGGCCAGAAAAGUUUACAUAAAUAUGAAAGCUUCCUGACAUAGUGCAGAUUCAAGUUUGUAAAAAUCAUGACCCCUGGGAAUAGGUUGGAGCCACAAUAUGGAUCAAAGUUUUACAUGCGAAUAUAUAGGAAAAAUCUUGAAAUAUGAGCCCAGUUGAGCGAUGUGGCCCAUGGGCCUCUUGUUUUUAUUUCGUUUGACCAAAACAUUUCAAAUUGUCAGACAAUUUAAAGUCUCAAUUACAGCUGGAAUGUUACCUUAAAAAGUUUCUGGAACUUCAUAAUUCAAAAUCCCAGUGAUGUGCAAUCAUAUAUAUAAUGAAUAUUAAUGAUUGCCAUGUUUUUUCAGAAACAUAUUUAUUUUUUUAACUUCAAGAUUAUGAAACAUGUGAUCACUGAAACAGUGACAAUUCAACAUAAAUUUGAUUAAAGAAUGUUCUAAAUAAA